AAAAUUGCUGAUCUUGAGAAGCAAGUACAGCUUCUCGCAUCCGCGUUUAGUGGAUCUGGAUCUCAACCUGGAGAUAGGCGACGAUCGACGCAAAACCCAAGGCCUUCAAACCCCCAGGCUCUUCAAAACGAUAUUGCUUCAAAUUCCCGAGAGAGCAAUUCAGGUUCCACUGGUACUUUAAAUAAUGCUACUGGAUCAGUCAAUCUCAACUCCUGGCUUAGCCCCCAACCCCACAUUACCGCGAACGGACCGAGCUUCACCCCGGAUUCUCAAAGCUUUCUCAACAGCCCGGAAGAAACCUCAUCUACUUAUAGUAGUCCUAGGCCACCCGCCGUAUCAUCCAGAUCGAUCAAGACGGUCCAGUUGAAUGCUGCACAGAUUGAUAAUCUGUUCCAGAUCUUCUUCGAACAUUACCAUCCAUCGCUCCCUUUCCUAGACCCAUCAAAGUCUCCAGAUGAAUAUUACAGCUCUGGAGAGCAUCUAUUUUGGGCCAUAGUUGGACUUGCCUCUCGUCGCUACGAUGAAGACUUCAUGCUGUUUGCCGUGCUGUCCGAAUGGGUGCCAAAGCUUGUCUGGUCCGCGAUCUCCACGCCACCAUAUAGCCUAUCCACAGUUCAAUCUAUUAUUCUCAUAUCAGCGUGGCCUUUCCCAGUAGAUUCUACAUACAAAGCCGCGUUGGUUACCUUGAGCUCUAUUGCAAUCAGCACUGCCAUGCAGCUUGGGCUUCAUCGACCCAUGAACGCAACAGACUUCUUACAAACAAAAGCCACCAUCAGUGAAAGGGAUUGUAAAAUGAGAACAGCGACUUGGGCGGCCGCCAACAUCUUGUCACAAAGUCUAACUUCUACAUGGGGCCUCUUACCCAUAACCCCAUUCGACAAAACGAUCGAUUUUGCAUGCCAGACUGGUAAUAUAUACACAGUACCAGACGAUCUCCGCUGCAAAUUAAUACUCCAGCGAUACUGCAAUCGAGUCACCCAAGUAAUUUACGGUGAUCUUCGCGAGCCCCAAGGUGAUAGCAACGCGGGUGAUCGACCUAGUUUCGCAUUAACAUGGGAAAGUAACCUCAACGCCCUGAACUACGAGCUCGACGAGAUAGAACAACAACAUUCCCAUAUGUUCUCAAUGUACGACCGUAUAUACGUCUCCGCUGCGCGUCUCUACAUGCACUCCAUGUAUUUCUUCGACUCCUCCCCCACACCAACACGCAAAACCGGCAUCCUCCGCGCCUACGCCUCCGCCUUCUCCUUCACCACUCUCAUAACCUCACUCGACAGCACCCACAAGCUCUUCUCCUACAUGUGCGCGUACCACAUCCGCAUGUUCCUCGUCGCGACUUGCAUCCUUCUAAAAGUGCUAAGGUCGAGUUAUAGACAUGAUAUCGAUUUCGAGGCAGGGAAGAAGCUGUGUAACGAUGCGACGGUGGCCGCGAGUAAGGUUGCGGUGGGCAGUGGGGACUCGACGGGCAAGCUGGCGAAGAUGGUCGCGCAGGUUUGGCAUAGUGGGGAUACGGACGUGCUGGAGGAGCCGCCGGAGUUGUUGGUUAAGUCGAGGUUGGGUGCUAGUAUUAUUUAUGAUUUUAUCUGGAUGUGGCGACAGGAGUUUGGGGGUGUGCCGGAAGCGUAUCCUUCCUCGAGAUCCAAACCUAGCAGCCCACCACCUGAAACCAUGAUGUUCCAGCCUCUUGACGUCUUCCAAGAUGCGUCUUUCGUGGAUUUAGAUUUUCUCAAUGAUCCCAACUGGAUGGAGGGUCUCGAAGAGCCUACGACGUGA
Lachnellula hyalina is the source of this 1773-nucleotide messenger RNA. It is a transcript of the gene SEF1, whose product is annotated as putative transcription factor. Gene Ontology annotation, biological process: regulation of DNA-templated transcription; DNA-templated transcription. The annotation marks the transcript as partial. Gene Ontology annotation, molecular function: zinc ion binding; DNA-binding transcription factor activity, RNA polymerase II-specific; transcription cis-regulatory region binding. The record is from RefSeq and is a predicted model, not a curated record. The transcript has 7 exons. NCBI's taxonomy places the organism in Eukaryota, Fungi, Ascomycota, Leotiomycetes, Helotiales, Lachnaceae. Gene Ontology annotation, cellular component: nucleus.